This is a messenger RNA of Dendronephthya gigantea, 1529 nucleotides long. Its product is annotated as ADP-ribosylation factor-related protein 1-like. Bases 109 to 717 code for a protein of 202 amino acids. Gene Ontology annotation, cellular component: Golgi apparatus. Gene Ontology annotation, molecular function: GTPase activity; GTP binding. The transcript has 7 exons. Gene Ontology annotation, biological process: protein localization to organelle; Golgi to plasma membrane protein transport; intracellular protein transport. The record is from RefSeq and is a predicted model, not a curated record. Lineage: Eukaryota; Metazoa; Cnidaria; Anthozoa; Malacalcyonacea; Nephtheidae.
AGUUCAAGAUGGCGGCUUCAAGUGGGAAGAAAGAGCUGAAAGAGAUCAAAAUGUGAACAUUUAGAAAUAAAAUUUCCUGUUUUGUCUUCGUCUGAAUGAACAUCAAAGAUGUUCACUUUGCUCUCCGGAUUAUGGCGUUACAUGUUUCAGAAAGACGAAUAUUAUAUACUCAUUUUGGGAGUAGAUAACGUUGGCAAAACGACGUUCUUGGAACAAGUGAAAAGAAAGUUUAAUAGCGAUUACAGAGGGAUUCCUUUUGAGAAAAUAACAAAUACAGUUGGUUUGAAUAUUGGUAAAGUUGAUGUUUCUGGUGUACGAUUAUUGUUCUGGGACCUCGGAGGACACCAGGACCUUCAGUCACUCUGGGAUAAGUACUAUCAGGAGUGCCAUGGUCUUAUAUACCUUGUCGAUUCAGUUGAUGAACCAAGGCAUGAUGAAGCUGCCAAAGUUUUCAGUCAUGUGAUCCAAAGUCCUGAUCUCGAGAAUGUCCCACUUUUGGUACUGUUUAAUAAGCAAGACUCCCAGAAUGCAAGACCUGUGGAAGAUAUCAAGGACGCGUUCAAAGAUGUCACACCAUACAUUGGAAGACGAGAUUGCACAGUUCAACCAAUAUCUGCUUUGGAAGGAGACGGCGUAGAGAAUGGGAUUGACUGGAUGGUUCGCUGUGUUAAACGGAACAUUUACAGACCAGCUCACACCAAGUAUGAGUUAGCCUAAUUUACUUAUUAGUGUUUCACUGUCUUAGCAUCGUCAGACUCAAAAGUCGUAGGUUUUUUGCCGUCGAAAACGGCACCAGCUUUAGGCCCGCGCGUGUUGCGAGUUUUCGAUCCCAAUACCGCGCGAUAAAACUGGAUGGAGCAACGGUCUGCAAUUGCUCUAAGCAAUCGCUUAUAUAACCAGGUGUUUCCUGCAAAUAUAGCGAUUUUGCAAACCAUAUACGGACCGCUUGCUCAGCUCAUGUUGAGAAACGUUCUAAACCACUUCUGUGGAAUGCAGUUCCGAGAAAUACAGAACACGAGGUGUUGAUUGACACGUGCAAAUGUUGUUGCAAAAUAAGUUGCUAAAGGGUAAUAAGUCGCUUCGGGAAAUUUCUCAUAAACACUAGAAAUACCUCGAAUCUCCACACGUUUUCAAGUUACGCUCUUAGCUAAAUCAUUUUAUUAUCAUGAAAUGAUUGACCCAGCAACGGUACAAAAUAUGCAGAAAGACUCUCAGAGUUACGACUUAGGGUUUGCGUCAGAGAAGUCCGUAAGUAGCGUUGUUUACUAACUAUCUCGCUGGCAAAAUCCCUCGAAACGUCGAGGAAUUUUCUCGUAUAUUUCUGGCAGCUUAUCUUUCAUGUAAAGAUUUUUGAAGAGUCUGCAACUUUAGGGGCCUUGGGAAACUUGAAACGUAUCUAAUUUAGGCUAUCGUAUUGACAUAGUUCACGGCAAAAUUAUCUUAUUCUCGUCUGUGACUCUGUGUACUGUAUUAACCGCACUAAGUUUUGAAUAACUCUGUAGUUUAUCAAAUAAAAACACAUAUUCAUC